Messenger RNA from Morone saxatilis (striped sea-bass), 755 nucleotides. RefSeq names its product SRA stem-loop interacting RNA binding protein (gene slirp). Bases 52 to 351 code for a protein of 99 amino acids. Gene Ontology annotation, molecular function: RNA binding. The transcript has 4 exons. The record is from RefSeq and is a predicted model, not a curated record. Lineage: Eukaryota; Metazoa; Chordata; Actinopteri; Moronidae.
GCAUCACGUGAUUCUACGUCAUAGGUCAGAGUGGUAUACCAACGAGAAAAAAUGGCGGCGUCGACGAAGAAGUGUUUCGAGGUGUUCGUGUCUAAAGUACCAUGGACUGUAGCCAGCAAGCAGAUGAGGGAGUACUUUGGACAGUUUGGCACGGUGAAGAUGUGUCGUCUACCAUUUGACAAAGACACCGGCUUCCACAGAGGAUUUGGCUGGGUCGGAUUCGAGUCAGAGGACGAAAUGAACAACGCGCUUCAGAAAGACACACACAUGCUGGAGGGAGUCAAGCUCAGUGUUAACACAAACAAACGUCCGGUUUGGCAGAGGAACGACAAAAGCGGUGACGAUAACUGAAGGCUGGCUGAGAUGGACAAACAUACUAUCGUUAUUCUCAGGCACAGUUUCACUAAGACUGCGUUUUUGUUCUCGCUUUCUCAGCUGCCUGGAAUUGUAAUUCUUUUGAGGACCAUAAGAAAACUUUGAGCAGUACACAUGGAUUGGUGUAUCUAUUUCCAUUCUAAAGUCUCUAUAAGACCCCAGAGUGUUCGUCCUUUUGGACACCUUCAGUGAAUUUGUGCCUGAGAGUUGUUGUCAUUAUUUUAAUGAUUUGUCUAGUAGUAAUGUCUUUAUUUAUUGGCGCCACUGGUGUUCUACUUCCUGUAACACCAUCUCCAGCACAUAGUAAUGUCCACUUGUAUGGUUUGUGAAACAUCACUGGUUUCCAGGUUAUGGCAAUAAAAACGUUGUAAUGAAGUGUA